AUGGCCAUUUAUGCUAACGUUAUUAGCCCUCUGGUCGCUGUCGCUCCUGUACCUGCUGCACAUCGCCGUCGUCCGCCUCGACGUCCUGAGGAUACGCUCCCACCUGAGAUCACCCGCAAGCCACCGCAUCGCCGCGCAGUCCCUCCUCGCCGCCGCAAGAGUCAAGGCACUCGGCAACGUCAAGUACUUCUCACCAUGAUCGUGCCUUCACGUGUGAUCUGUGUAUCACCUACUCACCCACUCACCCACUCACCUGAUCACCCACUCAACCACUCACUCACUCACCCACUCAACCAACUAAUCACUCAACCACAUACUCACUCACUCAACCACUCAACCACUCACCCUCUCACCCACUCACCCACUCAACCACCCACUCAACCACCUAACUCACCUAAUCACUCACUCAACCACCUCCUCUUUCACUGGUCGCUUCGCUCCCUCCUCCAUCACCUCCUCCGUCGGCGUCCUUCACCCCAAUCCUCGUUUUCCGCCUUCUCCCCCCAACCCCCAAAACCGCCUUACCUCAACCCGUCUUCCCCCUUCGAUGCCAGACUAGGAGCCUUGGAUGAUAUUGAUGCCCGCCGUAUCUCUCUUGGUCAGCUUGCUGGACAGUUUUCGGGAUUUAUUGGCGGUGGAGAGGAAGUUAAAGAUGCAAUUUUGAAUGGUUUGCACAGUAAUGUAAAUCAGCUUAUUAAGCGUUUACAAGCAUCUUGCGGAGAUAAGGGGUGUUGUAAGGUUGAUGAGGCAAUUAAAAAGCUUAAUAACGCCAAUGAGACACUUAAAAAACACCUUAAUGAGGAACCAAAAGCCUCUAAAAAUCUUACUGAAAUUCUUGCUAAGUGCAAUUUAAAUGGCCCUGAUGGUCCCUUAAAUGAGCUUAAUACGUCAAUUACUCAAAAAAUUCAGGAGCUUGAAAAAGACAUUGCAACGCUUAAAAAAGAGCAGCAAAGUGGCGAUUAUAAAAGUAAAAAUGCCUCUGAACUUGACAAGCUUUCUAAAUCUCUUAUCUCUCAUAAUGCUUCCAAGAGGUCUCUUGAGACACUGAAAGAGCUUUGUGGAAAUGCUGGGAAAAUUGAUCAAAAAUCUGAUAACACUAAAAACCUUUUAAAUAACCUCUGCACAGGCCUCGAAAAAUUUCUCGGCUACAGUAAUGGUAAUUACACCGGAGAGGGUAUCGUGUACUCGGACCUUGACAGGCUCUGCGACGGGGUGAUGUCCUUUCUUCAUGGAGUUCUGGAGAGUGUGAGGGAUGAUGAUAACGUUACAAAAUAUAAUACUACACAAAAUGACAUUAAUAAUGUUCUCUCCACUUUAACUUCUUCAAUUGGUACCGGGCGUAAUGGCCUUUCGGAGUCUGUCACCAAGGUGAGGGAGUGGUUGAAGAAAUAUAAUGAUGAAGUUGAAAAGAAGACAAGAGGAGUGACUGGAGGAUUAUCUACACUUAUAGGUGGAAAUGAGUAUUACAAGGAAGUGGAGAAGCAAGAGAACUCUGGGCUCGGCACUCAACUAAUGGGUUGGACGUCGACCGUGCAGAAGAUUAAAUUUGAACUUAAUGACAUAGAAACACGUAAUAUUAAGACACUAGAUCCUACACUUAGCGCACAACUAACGCACAAAGUAGAUCCGAUAACUAAGGUUGUCGAGCACCUGGAAAGGGUGGCUGGGAACAGUGACUUUGCCGAUAAGGUGACGGCGGUGGACGAUCAAUUCACCCAGCAAGAAAAACAUGUGAGAGGGCAAAUUGACAAGAAAUGUUCAGGCCUUCAGGCACAACUGAGCACUCAAUUUCAUAAUAUCAACCGUAAUAUUGUGGCCAUUGCGGAGAAAAGGACUGAACACUUGGACCCAUUGUUGAAACUUGUCAGUGAUCUAAAGCAGACUGUGACAGCUGCUGGCGGAGCGGCCGAUCAGUUGGUUAGUGAUUAUGAGAGUCAGAUUGUCAAUGGGUUGAAUAACAUAAACGAGAAAACAACAUUACUUGGCACCAAAGAUAUUACUACUCAGCUCCAGGAUGUCGUUGGUCGAAUAACUCCGCAGUUAACUAACCUUAGUCAGCAUUUGGGGACGCUUAGGAACAGUCAUAUAGAGGUUCAGCAAACGGUGGGCAGCGGGUUGCAAGAGAUAAUUCGUGAGUUGAAUCAGCAGAUUGGAGCACUUAAGGGCCAGUUAAAUGAGAAGUUUAAUAAGUAUGUGAAAGCCUAUGUUACGCAGGUUCAGGGAGAAGUGAAGCGUAUUAAGAAGGAAAUGACGAUGGUGAAUCCGAAUGGCUCAAAUUCCGAACUUCACCAGCAAGCCACUUCAGUCCAGCAGAACAUUCGAGACCUGGAUGGCGAACUUGAUAAGGGCGCCAAUGCAAUUGGCACUGCAAUUAAUUUAGCCGCAAAUGGAAUUAAUAACGCACUGGGCAGUUUGGAUGGGAAAGUAAGAAGUGGAUUAUGGAGUGUGAGAGAAGAACGAAUUAAUGAACAAGUUGAAGUGGUGAAAGGCCCUGGGAAGGAAGCUAAGAGCACAGGUAUCGAAGGAAUUAAGAAGCGAAUGAAGGAAUACGCGGACGCUAUUUUCACAAAUAUGGGUACGACGGAGAGUGGGAUGAUGGAUGAGUGGAUUGUUAAGAUUUUAACCAAUAAUGGUUUGGUAAUAAAGAAGCUUGAGGACUACGUUAAUUUUAACAAAGAUCGCAGCAAGGCCACGAAGAAUCAUUUCAAAGGCAGUAUCAACGGAGCAAAUGAUUUGCAUGAUAAUAUUAAGCCUGCAAUUAUGAAUGCGCUUAAGGAUCAAGUAUAUGCGACGGUUAAAGGAACCUAUGAUGUACAACCCACCGGUGAUGUUGCAGGGGAUUUACGAAAAUUGCAGAAUUUUUUGGAGGCAUAUGCCCAGAGACUAGACACAAAACUGAAGACCCCUGGCACAGAAUCGUAUAUCUCGAAGAUAGUCGAGGAUAUUCUGAAAACAAUUCAAACAGCGGUGGUGGAGGGUUAUGGCUCCAACCCCAAACCCACAGGAUAUGCUGGUUAUAAUCUCCGAGUCGCAGUUGAAGCAAUCCUAGCUGCCAUAUCGGCCAUUGCCCGGCAAGCAGCUAGCGAUGUUGUAUCGUUCAUCAAUACGGAUGGUACGUUGAACAUCAGCAUUGCGGCAAACGUUAGGAAUGCCUUUCAAAUUGCGGAAGAGUUAUCUGCAAAUCUUAAAAAGGUUGUCGGCUCCGAAGGUGAACCCUUCACCCGUGCUGCUCUCGCCGUCAGCGCUGUGCCUCUCACCACUAAUAUUGAGAAGACGAUUAAUAAGAUACUGGGUGAAAAUAUUGGGGAGAAUCAAGGUAGAAUAGAUAUUAGUAAAACUGGUAUAAUGCGAGAAUAUUUUGCCUAUACGAAAACAAACGGCGACCAAAAUGACUCACUUAAAGCCAGAAUUGACGCCAUUACAGCACGGCUUAAGACGUAUUUCAACGAUGGCCAAAUCAAACCCACUGGUAACAAAUUCAACCUUUCCAACACCGUGCAUUUCGGCAAAUAUAGUGAAAAUAAAUCGCAGGCCUCCAAUGGCAUCAAGUCCGUCAUUUCAAAAAUCGAGGACCUUCAGGAAGUGUAUCCCAAAGUUUCGAAGCUUGAGACUGAGCUUGGACAGGCGCUUGCGCCCUCGGAUCCUGGUCUGUCCUCCACCCUCGGCCCAGAUGUUACCGUUACCGACAGUGUUGCUGCUAGGGUGAAGGCAGGAGUCGACGCAGUAGACUUCACCAACCCACUCGAACCUCUACUCACCGAAGCAGCCGGGAAAGGUAUAGAGCUGUUAAAUGAAGAAGUGAAUAGAAUUAUUUCCAGCCACGUUGAUAACAUUGGACCUACGAUAGGAGAGCAGAUUGAUAGGCUGCAGAAACCCAAAGGCGCUGGCCAGUCGAACAAUGUUCAACAUUUCAUUGACGAGCUUCAAGAGAAGAUCGAUAAGCUCAAGCCUCUAGUUAGCGGGAUUGAUAAAUCUGCCGAAGGUUACAUGAAAGAUGAGGUCGGGUCCCUGAAAGACAAAGUUGCAGAUCUUAAAAGGCGCAUUGAGGAAAUUGAUAAGGCUAUUAAGGAAUUUGAUGAAGCUCUCCGCGGCGCAAUAACCGACGCCACGUUGGCCGUUAACACGGCACGCCAGACUUUGACUGACGGUAUUUCCGACUUACAAGAACAACUCACCAGUGAAGUCAAAACAGCCUUCAUAUCUGUCCACACCAAGGUAAAACAAAUGUUCUGCAAACAACAUCAAGAGGACUUAAAUGCCUUACACAGUUUAGUUGGCGCAAGAAGGGAAAUAAAGAAGAUUAUUGAAGCUGAUAAGAAGAAUGGUCUUAAAGGUAUGCUUAACAAGUUGAAUACGCAUUUGAUGGAACAAAUUAAAGAACUUAAGCAUAUUCCGCGUUACACUUCCAGCAUCGAUCCUGCAAUGCAUUCUUCACUGAGCAAACUUGUCCUAAGGGUCAAGAUAGGCUUCAAAGAUUUUUUCAAAUGUUCAGUGAACAAAGCGAUGUAA
Babesia ovata is the source of this 4509-nucleotide messenger RNA. RefSeq lists its product as uncharacterized. The transcript is spliced from 4 exons. The coding region runs from base 1 to 4509 and encodes 1502 amino acids. The record is from RefSeq and is a predicted model, not a curated record. Lineage: Eukaryota; Apicomplexa; Aconoidasida; Piroplasmida; Babesiidae.